Molecule: messenger RNA, 1404 nt
Organism: Acanthoscelides obtectus
Lineage: Eukaryota; Metazoa; Arthropoda; Insecta; Coleoptera; Chrysomelidae
Source: the annotation of a GenBank genome assembly
AUGUCGCAGUUCCCGGGGAAAACACAAAGGCAGAUCAGCGACAAGCGUCGUCUGCUCGGCCUGAUUGAACCGGCGAACGGGCCAGCGUCUCGAACGAGCGACAGAGCAGUACCCCGCUCACUUGGGAAUCAGACAAUAAAGCUGCAAAAAGAAUCGCCAAUAAAUAAGAUCUUGAAGCCUCAGGUGAAAGUACAGAAAUCGUAUGACGACGAAGAGAAGAGAUGGAGGCAGUGUAUGAUAGCUUCGGCGACCAGAACACUUGCCAAACACCAUGACGAGAUGGCGAAGGACGCUAAAAUACAGCCUUUGGCAGUCAGGUUAACUGCAAUUGCGGGGAGCUUUCGAUCUGCUGAAGAUGUCAUAAGCGUAUCUGACCCACUCGUAAAACAACUCGAAAACGUCGUCAACGAACUCACCGUCGAGUUAGCGGGAGGCAAACCCAAUCUGCCCCGAAACGGCCAGAGAGGUAAGGCCGCAAACGCUAACCACAGAGCUAGGGGAAGUAGAGACAAAAGACGCCAACACGAGUAUGCUACGGUACAACAACUCUGGGAGAAAGAACCGAAACAACUAGCUACGCUAGUAGUGGAGGAUCGGCUCUCAGAUAUCGAACAACGCCGCCAACCUGAACUACCUCCGGGUGAUCAGGUAAGAGACCUAUAUAACGGACUCUGGGGCGUUGAAGAAACCACAUUCUUCCCACCUGAUUGGGAAGAGACCGUAGCUACAAGGGUGGGCGUCGUCGAUAUUAACCCGAUACAGCUCGGAACGGUAGAAAAAAGAUACCGACGCCUGAAAACGCACACUGCUGCGGGGCCAGACAAAGUGGCUAAGAAGGACAUACGCCGAACAGCGCGCAUUCUUCUGACUGCGAUCUUUAAUAUCUGCUUGGGGAUUGGGUUUUACCCCGAAUCCUGGAAACGUAACAGAACAACGCUGAUCCCAAAAGAUGGCAAGGAUCUGACAGUGGCAGCCAGCUGGCGGCCGAUUACUGUCAGCUCAAUCCUAGCCAGACUGUUCUCGGGGGUGAUCGAUGAAUCUCUUAGGGGAAACAUCGAGCUAAGCCGAGCACAAAAAGGAUUCACGCAUGACGAGGGAGCGGCUCAGAACGUCUCCCUCUUUCGCCAAACGUUGAAAGCGAUGAAGGAGGAACAAGGUGGAACUUGUUCCAUACUUGACAUUUCCAAAGCCUUCGACACAGUGCCACAUGGUGCAUUAGUACCGGCGCUCAGAAGGCUUGGAGUGGCCCCUUAUAUCGCUGAAUACGUCGAUUACGUAUACCAGGAUUGUCAGACGGUCUUACCAUCUACGACCGAAGAAAUAAAGAUCAGUCUGAAGAGAGGCGUGAAGCAAGGCGAUCCUCUUAGCCCACUUCUUGGAACGCAGUCGUCGACCCAUUAUUGA